Molecule: messenger RNA, 741 nt
Organism: Manis pentadactyla (Chinese pangolin)
Lineage: Eukaryota; Metazoa; Chordata; Mammalia; Pholidota; Manidae
Gene: SPMIP8
Product: sperm microtubule inner protein 8
Exons: 7
Coding region: 1-741 (246 amino acids)
Source: RefSeq, a predicted model, not a curated record
AUGGCCCGCAUCAUUGACCUGGUGCCCUGGGAGGACGGCUCCACCAACAUGUGCGCAUCCCCAGCCAUCCUGCUCCCGGUGGAGCAGCAGCGCAACCAGUUGGCGGGUGUGAAGCAGCAGCUCUACCACCCAGCCCUGCCCAGCCUCCGCCGCAUGGACAUGGACUCCGUCAGGGCCUGCCUUUCCCAUGAGCACUGCCAAUCCUCCACCUACUGCUGCAAAGAUGACUUUGACAAUGCCUACUUCACCCUCCUUGGCGUCCCCAACAAACCCCUACAGUGCUUGGACAUCACGGCGACCGGCCAGAGGCUCCGCAACAGGUGCCGCGAGGGAAAACUGGCGCCCCUCGUUCCGGGCAUCAACCGGGUCGACUGGCCCUGCUUUACGCGCGCCAUCGAGGACUGGUCCCACUUCGUGUCCUCAGCCGGCGAGUUCAAGCUGCCCUGCCCAAGCAAGAGGGUGGAGGGUUUCAGCGGCUACGCGGUGCGGUACUUGAAGCCGGAGUUGACCCAGAACUGGCGGAUCUCUUGCAAAGACCUUGGGUGGGGAGUGGGCGGGAGGGUCUGUGUCCCCUCAGCUCACGGAUUUCCCCAUCCCUCUGACCCGCCCCAGUACUGUCUCCCUCAGAACCCCAGCCUGGACCGCUAUGGACAGAAGCCCCUGCCCUUCGAUUCCCUGAACGCAUUCCGACGCUUCGGCUCGCACUACAGUCGUGUCAACUACCAGACCCCCUGGCAUUAA